This is a messenger RNA of Erythranthe guttata (spotted monkey flower), 1312 nucleotides long. Lineage: Eukaryota; Viridiplantae; Streptophyta; Magnoliopsida; Lamiales; Phrymaceae. The record is from RefSeq and is a predicted model, not a curated record.
CGUAAGCGCCGAAACGGUAUGGAGGAGGCAAGAAGAUCCGGAAACUACGGAAGGAGCAUUUGGGAUCACGAUUACGUUCAGUCCCUCACCACUCCAUACACGGUAAGGAAAAAAAAACUUAUCUCUUGCUUGAUCAUAUAAAUAUAUGUCACUAGCUUCGUUAAUUAUGGGAAAAUUUCAUCAAACACGUUUCACGAUUGGAUGAGAGCAUCCGUAAGACGCAAAUUUAAUAUCUGACGAUUGUUUGUUGGAAAUGCAGGACAAGAAAUACGUUGAGCAAGCUGAGAAGCUGAAAAGGCAGGUGCAGAUAAUCAUCGACGAAACCGAAAACCAUACGCUAGAGCAACUUGAACUUAUCGAUAAUCUGCAGAGGUUCCAUAUAUCCCACCACUUCGAGGAUUCAAUCAAAAAGAUCUUGGGCGACAUUUACCGUGACGAAUUUGACGACGGCAAACACGUGCAACACUUGCAUGUUACAUCUCUCAAAUUUAGACUUCUCAGACAAAAUGGAUUUCUUGUCCCUCAAGAGGUUUUCGGUAGUUUCUUGGACAAGGAAGGAAAUUUUAAGGAGUGUUUUGCUGGUGAUGUGAAGGGAGUUUUGUCUCUGUAUGAAGCUUCGUUUUUAUCCGUCGAAGGUGAGAGAAUAUUGGAUUCUGCCAAAAAAUUCUCGACUCGUCAUCUAACUGAAAAGGUGAAGCAAAUCGAAGACGCGAUUCUAGCUGAGAAAGUGAGGCAUGCAUUGGAGCUUCCACUGCACUGGAGAGUGCAUAAACUCGAAGCAAGAUGGUUUAUGAACAUCUACAAUGGUGACCCUAUUCUUCUCCAAUUGGCCGCACUGGACUUCAACAUGGUUCAAGCCAUUUAUCAGGACGAACUUAAACAGCUAUCGAGGUGGCAUAAAGAAACCGGUCUUGCAGACAAGUUGGGGUUUGCCAGGGACCGAUUGCCAGAGUGUUACUUAUGGGCUGUCGGAUAUACACCCGAGGUUCGAUUUGGGUAUCCCAGGGAGUUUAUGACCAAGAUUGCUGUAAUGAUUACAAUUAUAGACGACAUAUACGAUGUGUACGGUACGAUGGAUGAACUCGAGCUUUUCACCGAUACGGUCGAGAGGUGGGAUAUUAACGCAUUGGAACGCUUACCCGGAUACAUGCGAAUCAGCUUCCUAGCUCUGUUUAACUGCGCUAAUGAAUUGGCUUACAAAGUUCUCAGGGACCAAGGUCUCAUCAUCAUCUCAAAACUGAGAAAAGGGGGAGAAAAAGAUCAUGAAACUGAAGCAGGAACAUCUCACCCUUUGGAUGCUUUCUUCUUCUGA